CUUUCUUCUUCUUCUUGAAUGCAACUGUUUUCAUCUUCUUCUCUAACUGUAUAACAAACUUCUGGUGCAUAACAACAAGCUCUUUCUCUCAUUCAUGGUGAGUUCUGGUGCAUAACAACAAGCUCUCUCUCUCUCUCAUUCAUGAUGAGUUUAUGCACUGUUAAUAUGGUAUCAGAGCUAUCUCAGCUCUGGUAGCCAUUGUUCUCCUUCUUCCUUUUCUUCUUGUUUCUUUAACUCUGCAACAAUGACUGCUCAGAGUUUUACGAAUUUCGCUACCAACUCUGCUAACCCUUACUACCUGCAUCCGAACGAGAAUCCGGCUCUUGUUCUUGUUUCUUCACCGCUCGAUGACAAAAAAUACCACACCUGGUCGCGCUCAAUGCAAAUUGCGUUGAUCUCCAAAAAUAAGGACAAAUUCAUCGACGACACUCUUCCAAAACCCUCUGUCUCAGACGUUCUCUAUGAGCCGUGGAUCCGUUGCAACACAAUGGUUAUUGCGUGGAUACAAUGUUCAAUCUCUGCACCAAUUGCGCACUCAGUUCUAUGGAUUGACACAGCUGCAAGCGUUUGGAAGAAUCUGUAAAUUUGAUUUUCUCACAGUGACAUUUUCCGCAUAUCUGACAUUCAAGAAGACCUCUACAUGUUCCGCCAAGGUACCUUAGACGUAUCCAACUAUUUUACUCAUUUGAAAGUUCUAUGGGAUGAAUUGGAAACUUAUCGUCCAAUUCCAUCUUGUUCCUGUGCAAUUCCCUGUUCUUGUGGCGCUUCAGAAUCGAUUCGUCGAUAUAGGGAUCAAGACUAUGUUAUUCGAUUUCUUAAGGGUUUGAAUGAGAAGUUUACUCAUUCCAAGAGCCAAAUCAUGAUGAUGAAUCCAUUACCUGACAUUGAUAAAACCUUUUCUUUGGUAAUUCAGCAAGAAAGAGAAAUGAAUCAUGCUAACCCUGUAGUUAUUCCAAGUAUUGGCAAUAAUGAAGAGAGCAUAGCCUUGAGUGUAUCUCAUGAUGUUCAGCCAAACAAAUUCAAUUCCUACAGAGGAAAAUAUCAGGGUACAACUGGUUCAAGAGGCCAAAAUCGUGUCUGUACUCAUUGUGGAAGAAAUAACCACACCAUUGAUACUUGUUUCAUCAAGCAUGGGUAUCCACCAGGAUUCAAACACAAAUCCAAAGGUAAUGGCUUCAGUUCUCAGCAAUCUGCAACAACUAAUACUGCAUCAGAGAUAACUGCAUCAGGUUCAAGUUCCAAUAACUCCUCUUAUGGCUUGACUCAAGAGCAAUACAACAACAUUUUGGCACUGCUUCAACAUUCACAACCUGUUUCCACAGCCAAUUCAGUGUCUACAUCUCCUCUUGUGCUAAAUUCCUUGUCAUCCAAUGCCAAUGAAUCCUUCCAUGGAAAUGAUUGGUAUAGCUGAUCUGCAAAAUGGUUUAUAUGUCCUUCAUUCCAAUCUAUCUCCUCCUUCCUGUAAUUCUGUAUCUACUGAUGGUGAUAUAUGGCAUAUGAGGCUAGGCCAUCCAUCUCAUAAAGGUUUACAAACCAUAGCUAAUAUUUUCCCUUUUGUUUCUUGUAAUGACAAUGUUUCCCCUUGUGAUUCUUGUCACUUUGCCAAACAAAGAAAACUCCCAUUUCCUGAUAGUAUUACUUGCACAAAUGAGGCUUUUAACAUUCUUCAUGCUGAUUUAUGGGGCCCCUUUUCUACUGUCUCUAUGUUAGGCCACAAGUACUUUCUCACUCUAGUUGAUGACCACUCUAGGUUCACAUGGGUGAUUUUCCUUAAAACCAAAGCUGAAACUAGAGAUAGCUUUAUAAACUUUGUAGCAUGUGUUGAGAAACAAUUUAAUAAACAUGUAAAAUGCUUGAGA
Molecule: messenger RNA, 1859 nt
Organism: Lathyrus oleraceus (garden pea)
Lineage: Eukaryota; Viridiplantae; Streptophyta; Magnoliopsida; Fabales; Fabaceae
Exons: 2
Coding region: 641-1411 (256 amino acids)
Source: RefSeq, a predicted model, not a curated record